This is a messenger RNA of Hyla sarda, 1424 nucleotides long. It is a transcript of the gene SNN, whose product is annotated as stannin. Gene Ontology annotation, cellular component: mitochondrial outer membrane. The coding region runs from base 214 to 477 and encodes 87 amino acids. The transcript is spliced from 2 exons. The record is from RefSeq and is a predicted model, not a curated record. NCBI's taxonomy places the organism in Eukaryota, Metazoa, Chordata, Amphibia, Anura, Hylidae.
GUAGGCUAUAAGUAUGGGGGCUUACCGUUAUGCUAAUCAGAUUGCGGGGUUGGGUUGUGGUGAGUUUUAAGAGGAUGCGGCUUUGCAGCCCAAACCGUGCCCGCCGGGAGCGCUGAAGGGCGGCUGUGCUGACUCCGCUUCAGCCUGGACGAGAGUUUCCCAUCUCAUUGGAUCAAAGGCUGAAGACUUUAUCUGCUCCACCCAGCCCCAGCCAUGUCUAUAAUGGACCAUAAUCCCACCACUGGCGUGGUUACUGUUAUAGUUAUUCUUAUUGCCAUAGCUGCCCUCGGUGCCUUAAUUCUGAGUUGCUGGUGUUACCUUCGUUUGCAAAAGCUCAGCCAGUCAGAGGAUGAGGAGAGCAUUGUUGGAGAAGGAGAGACCAAAGAGCCUUUUCUCUUGGUUCAGUACUCUGCCAAAGGACCUCGGGUGGAGAAGAAAAUAAAGCUGACACCGAAUGGCACAGACACACACAGCUAAGGCACUACAUCCCUCCAGCCAACAUGUGUGAAGAAAGCAGAACUAAUACUGUGAAAAUAAAAGACCCAUGUCUUGUUCGGAAGGCGUAUUUCCUCCCGAGCAGUGGUCUCUGACGCUGCAUACGUGCAGUACUUUUUCCUACAAUCCUUGAUUUCAUGCCAUGUGUUACUUGAAUGUGAUUCAUCCUUCUUCAGUAGACAGUUCCCCGGAAUGUGAACGUCCCUCCCCCGCACCCAGUGUACAUAACCUGCAUUUUUUAAACGCACCUUUGACUUAUCGUAUUAUGUUGAUGACCUGAUUUUAAGGGAGAAUUUUUUCUUUAACAAUGUCUUUUACACACUGAUGGAUCCUUUCAUAGUGAGCCUGUUUUUUCCUUGUGAUUCUAGACACUACAACCCCAUAUCCUUUCGGAAGGAAAGGGGUACGCCAUGGUGUGUUGGAUGUGUUAAAUUAGCUUUAAUCUUUAUAACUGCAGUGACUUUGCUAGUUCUGAUAGAUCGCCAAAUGGAGCCUGUGAUUGGCAAAAAGCCUUAUGAAACGUGUGCCAGGAGGCUCCCCUAGGAGACAGAAGUCGGCGGCAGACGAGUAGUUAAUGAUUAAAUUUUUUUUAUAAGGAUGAAAUGAGCAUUUUAGACUUUCAUGGCCGUUGCUACAUUUGUAUGUUUGUUGUCAUUGUCAUAAAUUAUUAUACUGAUGAAUAAUGUAUGCAGUGUUUUUACCAUUAACCGUGUCCUCUAUUUAGCACAAUGUUAGAGUUGGGGUAAAUGCUGCAGAAUGUUUAGCAUUUAACCCUUUUUAUUGGACAUAGAAGUCUAAAGUUGGAGUGAAUUUGGUUCUUUUGGUACCAGAUGACCAUCUUUAUAGGCUACAUUUCUGUAUAGGCUAUAGGUUACAUUUCUGUAUCCACCACAGACUGUAUCUAAUGCUCCUAAUAAAUGUGAAGCUUA